GCAGCAUGUGAUUCCACUGAGAUGGAAGUUCGAUACUGAAGAAGCACGGUUGUGGAUGUUGUGGUGUUUUUUAAGAGUUGGUGUGAAAACUUCUGCGAUAAUAGUUCUCUCCUGCAAUUCCCUGUUUCAUUUGAGUUAGGUGCUUCAGUUUUUUGAGGUCUUCUACCUCAGAAGGACAUAUUGUUUGGCGUAUUGGCUGUUGAGUAUUUGUGAAUCAUCCUCGUGUCAUGGGAUUUAUUUUGUUAAACGUCCCAAGUAAAUACGAGAUGCAGAAUCUUUUUAAAUAUCAAAUCAUUAACAAAAUCAUGCCGUAAGUUAUGGAAAUUUGCUGCUGCUCAAUUCAUGAUUUUGCUGGCAUUUGAGGUAGUGGAAUGGGCUGAUACAAGACUAAGUUCAUAGUAAAAGACGCGCCAGAUGUGGACGUAUCAUGUUCUUUGAGAAUCAGUUUAGGCCAGAACAGGUGGCUGUCUCAAUAGAUUUUGCUCGAGGUAGAAUGUUCUUGUUUUGUGAUGUUAUGCCUGUCCUGCCUCUGGUCCGAGGUCUGUGGAAUCUGAGAUCUGAGUAAAUAAACUAUCAGAUGAUGAAAUCUUCGAAUUCAUUGAUUCUUCCACUGACUAAGAACUCUCUGCCACUUGCACCGUGCUUUUUGAAAACAUGUUAGAUGCUAUUAGCAAUGCUUUAAUGGGGUUGCGGUAUUCACUCUUCGUGACUAUUAUGUGAUUUCAGAAGAUUUCGGAGCUUGUCAAUUCAUCUUUGCAAUUCAAGUGUUUUGGAACAUUCUCUGCAAAGCAUUCCUGGUUAUAUCGGUAAUCUGAAGUGUGAUUGUUAUGUAGAUCAUGUUGGAGAGGGAUUCAGGUCGUCCUCGUGGGUUCGGAUUUCUGACAUUUGCUGACCGACGAGCCAUGGAGGAUGCUAUCAGGGACAUGCACGGCAGGGAGUUUGGCGACCGUGUCAUCUCUGUUAACAAAGCCCAGCCGAAGGGAGCCGACGAACUUCCCCAUAGCUACAGCGGGGGUGGGUACCCUCCUGGUGGAAGAGGCGGCUAUGGUGGAGGAGAUAGGCCCGUCGGGCAGGACGAGUGCUUCAAAUGUGGUCGGCCGGGACACUGGGCACGCGACUGCCCGUCAGCCGGUGGUGGGAGAGGCGCUCGUACCUUCUCGCCUCCACCUCCACGCUCGCGGUAUGGUGGAGCCGGUGGCCGAGUCGAUCGUUACGCCGCUGAUCGCGACCGUGUUAUUGAUGAUCGAUAUGAUCGAGGUCGCUACGGUGAAAGAGAUCGUUAUGAUGGUAGAGAUGAUCGGUAUGGAGGGCGAGAUCGAUAUGCUAAUGAUCGGUUCCCCCCGCCCGGAGAUCGCUUCCCUGUGGACAGGUAUGCACCGCCCGAGCGUUACCCGCAGAACGGGUAUGGCAAGGAUAGAGCUUAUGACCGAGAUGGAGGAGGCCCGCGAGGUGGUGGUGGAGAAAGGUUUGGAGGAGGUAGAGGCGCGGGUCGAUAUGAGGGAAGAAGCUAUAGGGAUCGACCUGGUCCCUAUGACCGCCCCCCCAGAAGGGGUGGGCGCCCCCCUUCGUUGGACCGCUACUAGAGGUACGAUGUAUCUGUGUUAUUUUUACAGACUUUUGAACUGGGAAGUUUUUAUUCUGAACCAAUGCUAGCUUAGCUUGCUAUAGGAUUGGACAUAUUUUCGCAUGUUUUAUCGUAAUUGAAUCGAAUCAAAUUUGCUUUGUUGCUUAUAUAUUGGUCCCUGUUUUUGUCGA
Andrographis paniculata is the source of this 1755-nucleotide messenger RNA. RefSeq names its product glycine-rich RNA-binding protein RZ1C-like. The coding region runs from base 837 to 1583 and encodes 248 amino acids. The transcript is spliced from 3 exons. Gene Ontology annotation, molecular function: zinc ion binding; RNA binding. The record is from RefSeq and is a predicted model, not a curated record. NCBI's taxonomy places the organism in Eukaryota, Viridiplantae, Streptophyta, Magnoliopsida, Lamiales, Acanthaceae.